Messenger RNA from Sclerotinia sclerotiorum 1980 UF-70, 414 nucleotides. RefSeq lists its product as hypothetical. The record is from RefSeq and is a predicted model, not a curated record. The coding region runs from base 1 to 414 and encodes 137 amino acids. The transcript has a single exon. Lineage: Eukaryota; Fungi; Ascomycota; Leotiomycetes; Helotiales; Sclerotiniaceae.
AUGGCUGGUCUGGCAGAGCAUCGACGACAAAAAGAACUAGCUGCUUCAGUCAUCCACAUUGGGACAAUUUAUGGUGCUGGAUAUGCCUCUCAACUGGACCGUAUAAUCUACUCUAAACCUGCUUUUUGGUCAACAGCACUGAUUCCAACGUUUGAACGCGACUUCUAUCAGCUAUUUGCAGAGGUAGUGACUCCUGAUUCAGGUCAUAAGAGCAUAGAAAUUCUCGACGGCACCUGCAAAGUCAGCGUCAAUGAUCAGGAUCAUCCAGUGCGGAAGUCGGAACCUUUCUUGAGUCAAUUCAUCAAGAACUACGACAGACUUUCAUCAGCAGUGGGUGAUGGCCAAUCCAGGGUACCAUUGAAGGCGCAACUAGCACAUGCCCAUGACCAAAACCAGACACAUAGCAUUGUUUAG